AUGGCUACCGCUCAUGAGACUACUGCCGCCGAGGCACUCCAGCAUGGUCAAGAGGUCGCUGAUCACAAGCCUCACCUGUACGGCGCCACAGUCAACGACGACAAUGUCGCCGGCGCGCACGUCACCCUCGAGAAGGAACAUGGUGCUGCUGCUUCCAGUUCCGACUCUGUCUCCGUCGUCGUAGAAGAGGAUGGUAUUGGCGGUAUCAGGCCUACAGCCGAGGAGAUGGCUACCCUCCGCAAGGUCGGUGAGCCUCUCCCUAAGAGUGCUUUCCUUGUCGCCAUCGUCGAACUCUGCGAGCGUUUCACCUACUACGGCGCCUCUGGUAUCUUCCAAAACUACAUUGCGCGUCCCCGCAGCGGUGAAAAUGGUCGUGGUGCGCUCGGUAUGGGCCACCAGGGAGCCACUGGUCUCUCCACCUUCUUCCAGUUCUGGUGCUACGUAACUCCCAUUCUCGGUGCCGUCAUUGCCGAUCAAUACCUCGGAAAGUACAACACCAUCGUCAUCUUCUGCUGCGUCUACAUCGUCGGUCUGCUCGUCCUCACUCUUACCUCCAUUCCGACUGCUCUCGAUCAUGGCGCUGGUCUCGGUGGUUUCGUCGUUGCUGUCAUCAUUAUCGGUCUCGGAACUGGUGGUAUCAAGUCUAACGUUGCGCCUUUGAUUGCCGAUCAGUACAAGAGGAGACAGAUGGUUAUUGGCAAGGAUGACAAGACUGGCGAGCGCGUCAUCAUCGACCCUGCGAUUACCAUUCAGAGGAUUUACAUGAUCUUUUACUGGUGCAUCAAUGCUGGAUCUCUGUCCCUGCUGGCUACCCCCUACAUGGAGCGUGAUAUCGACUUCUGGUCAGCCUACCUCCUGUGUCUCUGCGUCUUCUUCGUCGGUCUCCUGGUUCUCGUUCUCGGCCGCAAAGUCUACGUUGUCCGACCGCCUCAAGGAUCGAUCAUCACUGACGCCUUCCGCGCCAUGUGGAUGAUGAUCAAGUCCCGCAAACUCGAUGCUGCUAAGCCUUCUUACCAAGCCGCUCUUGGCAAGAAUGCUGUUCUCCCAUGGGACGACCACUUCGUCGAGGAGCUAAAGCGUGCUCUUAUUGCUUGCCAGGUCUUCUGCUUCUACCCCAUCUACUGGGUCGUAUACGGUAACUUCUCCAACAACUUCGUCACUCAGGCUGGUCAGAUGCGUGGCCAUGGAAUCCCCAACGAUUUGAUGCAGAACUUCGACCCUAUUGCCAUUAUCGUCUUUCUGCCAGUUGUGGACCAGUGGCUGAUGCCCAUGCUCCGCAAGCACAAGAUUCCGUUCCCUCCGAUCAACCGUAUUGUAGCUGGUUUCUGGCUCGGCUCCCUGGCCAUGGUCUACGCCUGUGUCAUCCAAUACUACAUCUACAAAGCCGGACCUUGCUACGGUAAGCCUCUCUGCGACGCCGACAUGAUCAAUGGUGUGCACCAGGGCAACAACAUCCACAUUGCCGCGCAAACCGGUGCCUACAUGCUCAUCGGUAUCUCUGAGAUCUUCGCCUCCGUCACUGGUCUUGAGUACGCGUACACCAAAGCACCUCCUAGCAUGAAGUCCUUUGUCCAGUCCAUGUACCUACUCACCAACGCUUUCGGAUCCGCCAUCUCCGAGGCUUUCAACCCCGUUCUCUACGACCCGGCGAUUGAGUACCUGUUUGCUGGUCUCGCGGGUGCGUCGUUCAUUGCCGGAUGCCUUAUCUGGGUCUUGUUCCACCACCUCAACGCCGAGGAGGACCAGAUGAACAUGUUGGAUGAGGACUACGACAAGGACCCGACACUCAGGAGGUCUAGUGUGCAAGGCAACCGUACCGUCGGUGUGCACCAUGAGAUUGAUGAGAAGGCAUAG
Pyrenophora tritici-repentis Pt-1C-BFP is the source of this 1854-nucleotide messenger RNA. Its product is annotated as PTR2, Dipeptide-tripeptide permease. Gene Ontology annotation, cellular component: fungal-type vacuole; plasma membrane. Gene Ontology annotation, molecular function: tripeptide transmembrane transporter activity. Gene Ontology annotation, biological process: oligopeptide transport; transmembrane transport. The record is from RefSeq and is a predicted model, not a curated record. Lineage: Eukaryota; Fungi; Ascomycota; Dothideomycetes; Pleosporales; Pleosporaceae.